AACAGACCUGUCUGUUCCAAAGCUCUCAAUUAUCUCCCUUUUCUCUCUCUCUAGAAAUCUGCUGGUGUUGGUCCACUUUGGCCUUUCUCUCUCUAUAAAUUGGCCAGUUUUCUGUGGACUUGCCUGUCAAAGGAGUCUUCCUAAGCUUAGCAAUGGCUUUGAGUGUCCUCUUCUUCCUCUUUUGUGCUAUCUUUUCAUUUGUGAAUGCCAAUACUGAAGGUGAUGCUCUCUAUGCACUAAGGAGAACGCUUCAUGACCCUGCAAAUGUGCUUCAAAGCUGGGACCCCACUUUAGUGAACCCUUGCACCUGGUUUCAUGUCACUUGCAACAAUGAUAACAGAGUUACUAGACUGGACCUUGGAAAUGCACGACUGAUUGGUACAUUAGUACCUGAACUUGGCAGAUUAGAGAGUCUGCAGUAUUUGGAGCUAUACAAGAACAACUUGGUGGGGGAAAUUCCAAAGGAGCUUGGACACUUGAGAAAUCUGAUCAGUUUGGAUCUCUACCAAAACAACCUCACAGGCUCAAUUCCUCCUUCUCUCAGCAAACUCCAAUCUCUCAGAUUCUUGCGGCUCAGUGGAAACAAACUUACAGGGAAGAUACCAAAGGAACUAACCCAACUUGGCAAUCUAAAGAGCUUGGAUUUAUCACAUAACAACUUAUGUGGAACCAUUCCAACUUCAGGCUCUUUCUCCAAGCUCUCAUUGAAGAGCUUUGAGAACAACCCGAGACUGCAAGGACCAGAGCUGAUGGGAUCAGUGGGUUAUGACAUGGGAUGCAACUGAAACUAAAAUGAGAUGCAACCCGAUCACAUUGUAUUUACAAAUUAUUGUGUAUGGUUUGGGGUGUUUUAUCUGUAUAAGGGUAUAUCAUUUGGCAGUCUUUGAAUUAUAACAAUUCAUGGUUUGGUGAGUUUGGCUUCCUUUGCUGUUGAAAUAUAUAAAAUAGAGGAGGUUACGAGUUGCA
Molecule: messenger RNA, 966 nt
Organism: Amborella trichopoda
Lineage: Eukaryota; Viridiplantae; Streptophyta; Magnoliopsida; Amborellales; Amborellaceae
Product: leucine-rich repeat protein 1
Source: RefSeq, a predicted model, not a curated record